AUGAUCCCGCUCAAUCGCGAUCGACUCGCUCCCUCGAUCACCCAGCCGGCUCAUACUAUGCUCCCACCGCCAGCCCUGGCCCAGCGCCUCGAUACCAAACCUUCCACUCCCGUCAAAAGCCCUGAAAAGCUCUCCUUGAACGACGACGCUCCCGCCUUCCCCGUCGCACCCACCCCGAGCGCCGCUACCAUGUCCGACUACACCUUUACCACUAAACUGGGCGUCUUGCGCCCCUCGCGGAUACACGAAACGUGCUACACCGUGAAACACCGCACAGCUCUCAUCUUCCAGUUUAGCAGACUAGCCAACUUUUACUUCCUGGUUAUGGGUAUCAUGCAGAUGAUACCCGGCCUGAGCACAACUGGAAAAUACACCACUAUUGUGCCUCUCGCCAUCUUUGUGUCCUUCAGUAUGGCAAAGGAAGGUUGGGAUGACUAUCGGCGGUAUGCCCUCGACAAAGCCGAGAAUUGCAGCACCGCAUGGGUGCUGCGUGGCGCUAAAGACGCAUCCGGGUCUAGGCGAUCGCAGACCCUCAUAGACCGUCUCAGGGACCGAAAGAACAAUGGCAAAGUAAGCACAGACGUCGACGAUUCCGCUCAUCGGGAGGAUGCGGAUGGCAGUUGGAUGCGCGUCGAGUGGCAAGAUAUCGUUGUUGGCGACAUUGUGCGCCUCAACCGUGACGACAAUGUGCCUGCGGACUUAGUGCUGCUCCACGCCUCUGGUCCUAAUUGCAUUGCCUAUAUCGAGACCAUGGCCUUGGAUGGUGAAACAAACCUCAAGAGCAAGCAAAGUUGCCCCCUCGUGGCAGGCCUUUGUUCUACGGUCGAUGCCUUACGACAGUGCCGAGCGCAGGUUGUGUCAGAAGAUCCAAACCUCGACCUCUACAACUACGACGGCCGAAUUACCGUCAAUGGCGAGACCCUUCCUUUAACGUCGAACAACAUCUUGUACCGAGGAUCGACCGUGCGAAACACGACCGAAAUGAUUGGCCUCGUCGUCAACUCUGGUGAAGAGUGCAAAAUCCGCAUGAACGCUCACAAAAAUGUCCGGGCCAAGGCCCCUGCCAUCCAGAGCAUUAUCAACAAGAUUGUCCUCUUCCUUGUCUUCUUUGUCGUCAUGAUCAGCAUCGGUUUGACUAUUGGUUACUACCGCUGGAGGUCCGGCGGUUUCGAGAAACAGCUUUGGUACCUUAUGGAAGCGAGUUUGUCCUUCAAGAACAUUUUUAUCGCCUUCCUCCUCAUGUUCAACACCCUUAUCCCCCUCUCCCUAUAUAUUAGUCUUGAGAUCAUCAAGCUCGGUCAGCUCUACUUUCUCGGCGACAUUGAGAUGUACGACCCUGUCACCAACACUCCAAUGGUGGCCAACACUAUGACCAUCCUCGAGAACCUUGGCCAGGUCAACUACGUCUUCUCCGAUAAAACUGGUACACUUACGGAAAAUGUGAUGCGGUUCCGCAAAUUGUCCGUCGCUGGUACCGCUUGGCUCCACGAUAUGGAUGUCAUGCGCGACGAGGCCGAAAAACAACGCAAGAUCGAGGAAUCAGAGCGACUGCGCAAAAAGAGGAAGAAGCACAAGAAGAAGGAGUUGAAGCAGUCGGGCACGUCCGGAGCCUCGGCUGGAAAGGCCGUUGAUGAUGAGGACGAAGAUGAUGGCACGACCGAUGUCGCCGGCCCCGCCGGCCCGCGUGAAAGCAUGGCCCUUUCCGAUUUUGGCUCGCCUAUAUCGCCCGUUGCUGGUAGGUUUGCACCUUCCGGAAUAGGCGGGAAGACGGAGGAUCUACUGCGCUACCUCCGUGAACGGCCCAAUACGUCAUUCUCGAGAAAGGCAAGGCACUUCAUCAUCUGCAUCGCUCUCUGCAACACUUGCCUGCCCGAGCUUACGGAAAGCGGUGAGAUUUCUUACCAGGCCGCGUCGCCCGAUGAGCUUGCCCUCGUUGAGGCGGCUCGUGACUUGGGAUACGAGAUGAUCGACCGACCAGCCAACAGCAUCAAGCUCAGGUACACCGACCCCACUACCGGUCAUAUCACGGUGGAACAAUUUGAGGUGCUCGAUGUCAUCGAGUUCACCAGCAAGAGGAAACGCAUGUCCAUCAUUAUUCGGAUGCCCGAUGGUCGCAUCUGCGUGCUUUGUAAGGGCGCCGACAGUGCCCUGCUCCCACGCUUGAAGCUCAGUGGCCUUGCCAUUCAAAAGGCACGUGAGGUCGAGAUUCAGGCUAACAGGCGGCGCAGCGAAGAGCAGGAGAGCAUCAUCCGCCGGCGCAGCUUGCACGGGACCCCACGCAACAGCAUGGCCCUCAGUCGCUCCUCGAUGUCGGGUGCCCGCCCGGCCCUUGCUAGACUCGGUUCGGCUGCUCGCGCUUCACUCGAUUUUAGGCCUGGUGGCGAGCCCCACCGCAACGUCCAAGGCGGAAGGGUAUUUUACCCCCGACCUAGCCUGACACUCUCGACCUACGAGGCGAUGGAGAACCUAGUAGACGAGUCCGUGGCCGUUAACGAGGGAACCAUCUUUGAGCGUUGCUUCCAACAUACGGAUGAUUUUGCCACAGAGGGACUUCGAACCCUGCUCUUCGCCUACCGGUACGUAGAAGAAGAUGACUACCGCACGUGGAAGAAGAUGUACCACGAAGCGACGACGAGUCUGGUGGACAGACAGCAGAGGAUCGAAGCGGCUGGCGAAGUGAUUGAACAAAAGUUUGAUCUCGCAGGGGCGACGGCUAUUGAAGACAAGCUACAAGAGGGAGUGCCUGAGACGAUUGACAAACUCAGGCGGGCCAACAUCAAGGUAUGGAUGCUUACAGGGGAUAAGAGGGAAACAGCCAUCAACAUCGGACAUUCGGCCAGAGUGUGCAAGCCCUUCUCCGAGAUCUACAUUCUCGACGCCAACCUGUCCAACCUCUUUGACACGCUCACAUCAACACUCACCGAAGUCGGCCGCGGCAUGGUCCCUCAUUCGGUCGUUGUCGUGGAUGGUCAGACCCUCUCGGAUAUAGAUGACGAUAAGACUUUGAGCGCCCUCUUCUAUGAUCUCGUCGUUCGCGUUGAUUCCGUCAUCUGCUGCCGAGCCUCGCCUUCGCAAAAGGCGCAGCUCGUCAAAAAGAUUCGCCACCGGAUGCCCAAGACGAUGACGCUUGCCAUCGGUGAUGGCGCUAACGAUAUUGGCAUGAUCCUUGCCUCGCACGUCGGUAUCGGCAUCUCGGGCCGAGAAGGUCUUCAGGCCGCCCGUAUCGCCGACUAUUCGAUUGCCCAAUUCCGAUUCCUUCAGCGUCUCCUUUUCGUUCACGGCCGCUGGAACUAUAUCCGGACUAGCAAGUACGUCCUCGCCACGUUUUGGAAGGAGAUCUUCUUCUUCAUGGCCCAGGCCCACUAUCAGCUUUUCACGGGCUACACCGGCACAUCGCUCUAUGAAAAUUGGAGUUUGACUGUCUUCAACGGCGUGUUCACCUCAAUCCCCGUCAUCAUUCUCGGUAUCCUCGACCAAGACCUUAGCGCCAAGACGCUGCUGGCCUUCCCCGAACUCUACAAUUUUGGGCAGCGGUGCAAAGGGUUCAACUAUACGAAUUUUAUCAUUUGGGCCGUCCUCGGCGCCGUCGAAUCCUGUGUGCUGUUCUACAUGGUGUGGGCCGCAUACAGGUAUAUGCUCUUCACCUCGGACACUUCUCUGUUCGCCAUGGGCCAUGCUAGUUUCACAGUUGGGGUCGUCUUUAUCAAUGUCAAGCUCCUGGUUCUCGAGAUGCACACCAAGAAUAUUGUCACAUUUGCAGGACUCUUCCUCUCGGUGACUGGCUGGUUCAUGUGGAAUUUGCUCCUCGGUGCCAUCUAUCCCGACGGUCUUAACAUCUAUCAGGUGCCCGGGGCGUUUAUGCACAACUUUGGCCGCACCUUAAGCUGGUGGGCCAUCGUGUUGCUCGUGCUGCUCACCCUCAUCGUCAUUGAGCUGGUCGUUUCUGCUGUCCGCAGGGUGUACUGGCCCGGCGACUGGGACAUUAUGCAACGCGUUGAGAAGGAGGGCAAGAUUGAAGAGAUGCGUCGGAGGGUUGACGCCGAGAGGGGAGACCUGGACGCAACCGAGGCGGCCGAUGGUGGUAGCCCGGUAGAUGGCGGUUUAGAGAUGCAAGAAGUGCGGAACACGGCUGACAACCUCGCGGUUCCCAACGCCGGAGGCAGCGAACAGCGGUCAAGCUUCCAGGAAAUGCGCUCGAGCUUCCAAGACAGACGGCCCAGCUUCCAGGACAAGAGACACAGUUUCCAGGAGCGUAGGGCUGACACAUCGGCGCAGAGGUGGCCCCGGCGAUCUCACGACGAGUACGCGAGGCCCACGUCGUUUAUGCCCUUGAGCAGGCAGGGUAGCUUACCUGAGGAUGGAAGGGAGAGCUAA
Messenger RNA from Parascedosporium putredinis, 4374 nucleotides. The record is from the annotation of a GenBank genome assembly. Lineage: Eukaryota; Fungi; Ascomycota; Sordariomycetes; Microascales; Microascaceae.